GGGCCUUGGACAAAAUUCUCUGUGAGGCAGAGUUUAUAAUGCUGUUCUUAUUUUCAGUAAUUAGGACAGACAUUAGUGUGGUCUACUUUUUAUUUUGUGCAUGAAAUUAGAUCCCACUUGAAUUAAGAAAGACCUUAAAAAAGAGGUCAGUCCCUUAAUUCUGCAUAUAUUUUAAAACUGAUAUAAGAAAAACAGACAUGUGAAAGGGAACAAAUUGCAAAGAAUGAGUGAAAGUAUACAAUUUUUCAAAUAAGGCGCUAAAAUAUUUCCUGUCCUACUCACUAGAGUUUAUUUAUGCAUCCCUUAAUACAGUAAGCAUUUAGUGAUUGAUUUGGCAAUCAAUGAUGAUUAAGACAUAGUUUCCAUAUUGAAGUUCCAUUCCUUAAUCAAGUCACAUAUUGAAGAAGGGACAGAUUAUUGUAAACUAUUUACAGGGCAAUUAUACAGGUUUUGAUGGGAGCACACAGAAGAUACAGCCUUAAAUUCUUCUUUCUGGAUUAUACAAUAAUGAUUAUAUUUAUGCAAUGUAAGUUUGGAAGAAAUUUGUUAAAGAAGGUGUGAAAAGUUUCUUUUCUCAGUUUUUGGUGUUCCUAUGCUCAAGUUUUGGAAAUGUAAAAUCUGUUCCUUUGGUGAUGUUGGAGGUCACUAGUUUUAGUUUGGAUUCCUUGUAUUGCUUGGGAGAAGUGUCAGCAGUGAAAAGUUUAGAACUAAAAUCUAGCACAAUGGACAGAUUUAACUGCUAGACAUAUUUUUUCAACUGAUGAAUUUUUAACUUUCCCCAUAAGCAGUGAAAAUUUUCAACAAAGUGAACAAUUCCCUAUCUUAACAUUGUUUUUAAUGAUACAAACAAAAGAAAAAUGAAAUAUUUAAAUAAGAAGAAAGAUAUAGAAGCGCACAAAUUGGGUACAGCAAUUUGAGUCUGUUGGAGGCCACGCGGUGGCGCUGCAGGCUAAAGAGCCGGGGGUAAAAAUCAACUGAGUGCGCUGCGGUGAGUCACUGACAUAAAAAGGAAGAUAGCAGCAGGUAGACCAGGGAGAAAAGCUGUAGCAACCCAAGAUUAGAAACGGGGGUUAUAAAAUAUAACCCAGGCCUUUGCUACUAGGCGGUGUAGAUCUGCGAUUUGCGAUUGCUGUUUUUUUACACUGGGAUCUGUGAUUGUUACCAACAUUAAUGAAAGACGUGUUCAGAAGCAGCUAUGGAGGCUAGACGAUUUCCCUGCUCAAGACAAAGGCAAGUCCUAUUUCUUUUUCUGUUUGGGGUAGUAUCCUUGGCAGGCUCUGGGUUUGGACGUUACUCGGUGACAGAGGAAACAGAGAGAGGAUCCUUUGUAGUCAAUAUAGCUAAGGAUCUGGGGCUAGGGGACAAGGAGUUGCUUGCAAGGGGAGCACGGGUGGUCUCUGAUGAUAACAAACAACACUUGCUCCUGGACUCUCAAACUGGGGAUUUGCUUACAAAUGAAAAACUGGACCGGGAGACGCUGUGUGGCCCCAGAGAACCGUGUAUGCUGUAUUUUCAAAUUUUAAUGGAUAACCCAUUUCAUAUUUAUCGGAUUGAGCUGAGGGUGAGGGACAUAAAUGAUCAUUCACCAGUUUUUCGGGACAAAGAGACAGUCUUAAAAAUAUUAGAAAAUACAGCUGAAGGGACCUCAUUUCAACUAGAAAGAGCACAAGAUUCAGAUGGAGGACUUAAUGGUAUCCAAAACUAUACUAUCAACCUCAACUCUUUUUUCCACAUUAAAAUUACUGGCAGUGAUGAAGGCAUAAUAUAUCCAGAGCUAGUACUGGACAGGGCGCUGGAUCGGGAGAAACAGCAAGAGUUCAGCUUAACACUCACAGCGCUGGAUGGAGGAUUGCCACCCAGGUCUGGAACCACUAAUAUACGCAUUGUGAUCCUGGAUGUCAAUGACAAUGCCCCUCAGUUUUCUCAGGCAAUCUAUGAGACCCAGGCUCCGGAGAACAGCCCUGUAGGGUCCUUUAUUGCUAAAGUCUCUGCAGGAGAUGCAGACUCUGGAAUCAAUGCAGACAUAUCCUAUUCAUUUUUUGAUGCUUCUGAAGAUAUUCUAACAACCUUUCAUAUCAAUCCUUUUUCUGGAGAAAUCAUACUCAGACUGUUGCUUGAUUAUGAGCUAGUAAAGUCUUACAAAAUAAAUAUACAGGCAAUCGAUGGUGGGGGCCUUUCUUCAAAAUGCACAGUUUUGGUCGAGGUAUUAGACACCAAUGACAAUGCUCCUGAACUGAUCAUAUCAUCACUUUUCAACCAUGUUGCGGAGAACUCUCCUGAGACAGUAUUAGCUGUUUUUAGGAUUAAAGACAGAGACUCUGGAGAAAACGGAAAGACGGUUUGCUUCAUUCCAGACCAUCUGCCGUUUCUUCUGAAGCCGUCUGUGGAGAAUUUUUACAUCCUAAUGACAGAAGGAGCACUGGACAGAGAAAGGCAAGCGGAGUACAACAUCACGAUCACGGUCACUGACAUGGGAACCCCCAGACUGAAAACCGAGCACAACAUAACCGUGCUGGUGUCCGACGUCAACGACAACGCCCCCGCCUUCACCCAGACCUCCUACACCCUGUGGGUCCGCGAGAACAACAGCCCCGCCCUGCACAUCGGCAGCGUCAGCGCCACAGACACAGACGCGGGCGCCAACGCCCAGGUCACCUACUCGCUGCUGCCGCCGCCCGACCCGCUCGUGCCCCUCGCCUCCCUCGUGUCCAUCAACCCCGACAACGGCCACCUCUUCGCCCUCACGUCCCUGGACUACGAGGCCCUGAGGGCCUUCGAGUUCCGCGUGGGCGCCGCCGACCGCGGCUCGCCCGCGCUCAGCAGCCAGGCGCUGGUGCGCGUGUGCCACUUCCCGGGCCACCUGGUGGACGUCAGCGGCACGGGGACCCUGUCGCAGAGCUACCAGUACGAGGUGUGUCUGACGGGAGGAACUGGGACGAAUGAGUUCAAAUUCUUGAAGCCGAUUCUCCCCACUGUUCAGGCACAAGAUCCUGGGAGAAAUAGUGAUGAAAAUCCCACAUUUCGAAAUAGCCUUGGAUUUAAUUUUCAGUAAAAUUCUUUCUAUAUGCUCGGGUAUUUUUGAAGUGUUAUGCAACUAUAUCAAUAUUAGUUUAGUUUUAUUACUCCAAGUUAAAUUAUUCUGCAACUUAAAGCUUUAUUUUAAAGUACUAUAUGAUUUUACAAUGUUAUUUCAUCCUUUUUUCCCCCCAUUAAACAGGUUAGGUGUAAUCAGUACCCCAUCUAAAUAACAGUUUGUAUGUUUGGUUCCUUCAAAACGUACAAGAGUUUAGUACUAUUCUCAUUCUAGAAAACUGGUUGAUUUUUUCCCUAGUACAUUUCAUAGACUGCAUCUCAUUAUCCUAUACACCUACAGUACCUCCUUUACCUAAGAAGACAAACCUGCAUGUCUUGACCUUACUAAAACAUUUCUUUAAUCAUGAUAAUAAACUGUAUCAUCUAGCUCUAAAUGAUAUUUUAAAAUAAAUAUUUCUCUAUUAUUCUGCUCAUGAUGAAAUGAAACAUCAUUGGUGGGAUUCCCUGGUGGUCCAAUGGUAAGGACCUAGAGCUUUCACUGUCUGCACCUGGGUUCUUCACUGGCCAGGAAAUUAAGAUCUGCCAAGCUGCCUGUGUAGCCAAAAACAUCCCAACCAACUUAAACAAACAAGCCAAAACCAUGAAGCAUCAUUUUGUGAGCAACAUUAUAAUAUCCUUGUGUUCAUAUCAGAAGACUUAGCUUAGGGACCAGGGACUCCCUGGUGGCUCAGACAGUAAAAAGUCUGCCUACAAUGCUGGAGCCCCAGGUCGGGAAGAUCUCCUGGAGAAG
This is a messenger RNA of Odocoileus virginianus texanus, 3823 nucleotides long. Its product is annotated as protocadherin beta-10-like. Gene Ontology annotation, biological process: homophilic cell-cell adhesion. NCBI's taxonomy places the organism in Eukaryota, Metazoa, Chordata, Mammalia, Artiodactyla, Cervidae. The record is from RefSeq and is a predicted model, not a curated record. Gene Ontology annotation, molecular function: calcium ion binding. Gene Ontology annotation, cellular component: plasma membrane.